Molecule: messenger RNA, 1524 nt
Organism: Lampris incognitus (smalleye Pacific opah)
Lineage: Eukaryota; Metazoa; Chordata; Actinopteri; Lampriformes; Lampridae
Product: voltage-dependent L-type calcium channel subunit beta-3-like
Exons: 13
Coding region: 1-1524 (507 amino acids)
Biological process (GO): regulation of voltage-gated calcium channel activity; neuromuscular junction development; calcium ion transmembrane transport
Cellular component (GO): voltage-gated calcium channel complex
Molecular function (GO): protein binding; high voltage-gated calcium channel activity
Source: RefSeq, a predicted model, not a curated record
AUGUCUUUGUCAGGCUCUAGCGCUGUCUUCCUUAUCAGCCAGGGGUCGGCUGAUUCGUACACCAGUAGACCGUCGGAUUCCGACCUGUCAGCAGAGGAGGACCGUGAGGCGUAUCGGCGUGAAGCCGAGCGCCAGGCACAACUACAGCUGGACAGAGCUAAGUCCAAGCCUGUAGCAUUUGCAGUGAAGACGAAUGUGAGUUACUGUGGAGCUCUGGAUGAGGACUGUCCUGUCCAAGGGGCUGCAGUCAAUUUUGAUGCCAAAGAUUUCCUGCACAUUAAAGAAAAGUACAAUAAUGACUGGUGGAUUGGUCGACUGGUGAAAGAGGGAGCCGACAUCGCCUUUAUUCCCAGCCCUCUGCGACUGGAGGCCAUGAGACUCAAGCAGGAACAGAAACAGAGGAAAACAGGGGGGAACUCCUCAAGUUUAGGCGACAUGGUAACUGGGAGCUGGAGGACCACGCCGCCAUCUGCAGCUAAACAGAAGCAAAAACAGGAACAUGUCCCUCCCUAUGAUGUGGUGCCCUCUAUGAGGCCGGUGGUCCUCGUGGGACCAUCUCUGAAGGGCUAUGAGGUAACAGAUAUGAUGCAGAAAGCUCUCUUUGACUUUCUGAAACACAGAUUUGAAGGAAGAAUCUCAAUCACCCGUGUCACUGCCGACCUAUCUCUAGCCAAGAGAUCUGUCCUGAACAAAAGACCCAUCAUGGAGAGGUCCAACACUCGUUCCAGCCUAGCGGAAGUCCAGAGUGAGAUUGAAAGGAUAUUUGAGCUGGCCAAAACCCUGCAGCUCGUGGUGCUGGACGCAGAUACCAUCAACCAUCCCGCACAGCUAGCCAAAACGUCCCUGGCACCCAUCGUCGUCUACGUUAAAGUCUCCUCGCCAAAGGUGCUCCAGAGGCUGAUUAAGUCCAGGGGGAAGUCUCAGAGCAAGCACCUGAAUGUGCAGAUGAUGGCUGCAGACAAGCUUUCCCAGUGCCCCCCUGACAUGUUCGAUAUUAUUUUGGAUGAGAACCAAUUGGAGGACGCUUGUGAGCACUUGGCUGAAUAUCUAGAGGUCUACUGGCGUGCCACUCAUCUACCUGGCACCACCCCUCUUAAUCCUUUAUUGGAGCAAAAUCUGAUGACCCCGCCCUCAGCCAUAUCUAGCCUACAGGAGGAGGAGGAGGAGGAGGAGCCAGGGGAGGAAGCCCACUCUCCCUUGGAGCAGGACAGUCUGAUGCCAUCUGACGAGGCCAGCGACUCCCUGUCUCGCGGCCGGAGAGGGAGCCCGUGCCACAGGGAAGGUGAGGGGGACGAGGAGGAGGACGAAGAGGAUGAAGAGGAAGAGGAGGACGAGUAUACAUCCCCUUGCCAUGCUCACACAUACAGAGACAUGUACCCUUCGCACCGUGGGCACACGAGCAACGUCCACAGUGCCAAUGGGCACGAGUCACAGGACAGGCUGCUCCAACGUGACGCUCAGCAGGGCCACAACCAGAGGAACAACCGCCAGCGCAGCCGCCCAUGGCCCCGAGACAACUACUGA